AUGCGAUCCCUUUUGAAUUCGCAACAAGUCGAUGACAUCUCUCAAAAUGAGCUUUAUCAGAGAGGCAGUCUCGAUUGCAAAGAUGGACCCAAGUACGAUAAUCAUGAACCUAUUGAUUCGGCGGAAGAGGCCAGAGUCGUGAGGAAAAUCGACUUCAUGAUACUACCAUACCUGGCUGUCUGUUACGCCUUUUUCUACAUUGACAAAACAACUCUCAGUUAUGCGGCAAUUUUUGGCAUCCGCGAGGACCUGAAGAUCCAUGGUCAACAAUACAGCUGGUUAUCUUCGAUCUUCUACUUUGGAUUUCUGGCCUGGGCGCUACCUACCAAUUUUUUGAUGCAGCGGUUUCCUAUCGGAAAAUACCUUGGAGCCAACAUCUUUAUGUGGGGAGCUCUUCUAAUGUGUCAGGCGGCUGCGACUAACUUCACCACUCUGGCUGUCCUCAGAGCUCUUUCAGGAGCGGCGGAAGCAUGUUCUGAUCCAGCGUUCAUGAUCAUUACCUCGAUGUGGUACUCGAGACGUCAGCAACCUAUCAGAAUGGGCCUCUGGUAUACUGCCAAUGGUUUCGGUAUUGCUCUGGGAGGUCUGCUGGGCUAUGGAAUUGGUCAUAUCAAAGCCGGUCUACCCUCUUGGAAGUUCGAAUUCCUUAUAAUCGGCGCCUUGUGUUCGAUUUGGGGUAUCGUGAUGAUGAUUUUUCUCCCAGAUAGUCCGGUGACUGCCAAAGGCCUUGACGAAAGAGAGAAAAGGAUAGCCGUGGAACGCCUAAGAGACAACCAAACCGGCAUUGAGAACAAGCACUUGAAGUGGUACCAGGUCCGUGAAGCCUUCACAGAUUACAAGACAUACCUCUUCUUCGUACUAGGAUUUUUUGGGAAUGUACCCAAUGGCGGAAUCUCCAAUUUCGGGACUAUAAUUAUCAAAGGCUUCGGUUUCAGUACCUUGGUUACAACUUUGAUGCAGGUACCUUAUGGCAUCUUGAUCGCUAUUAGCAUCCUUGUAUGCGUAUUCUUGAAUGACAAAUUCGCCGCAAACGGUCGUCAGACGAGAUGUUACUUCAUCCUACUCUUUCUGCUGCCAAACAUCAGCGGCUCUUUUGGACUCGCCUUCUUGAAUGCCGACAAUAAAGCUGGAAGAUUGAUGUGUUACUACCUCACCGGUCCUUACAACGCAGCAUUCGUAAUGGUUCUCUCCUUGACCACGGCCAACGUUGCCGGGCAUUCGAAAAAGGUCGUGACGAACGCUGUGCUUUUCCUCGGGUAUUGCGCUGGCAACAUAGCAGGGCCGUUCUUCUACAAGACAUCACAAAGUCCACGCUAUCAACUUGGAAUCUGGAGUAUGAUUGUCAGUCACUUGGCUGAAGUUUGUAUCAUUCUCCUGUUGCGCAUGCUACUCAGCAGGGAGAACAACCGCCGAGACAGAAUUCAGAGUGCUUUGCCUGGUGGACUCGAGGGCAGAGAUCUCAAUGCGACUGCAUUUACGGAUCUGACAGAUCGGGAAAAUGAGAACUUCAGGUAUAUCUACUGAUGCGCUGCAAGAUCCUGAGGGAGUGUGACAUUUUUUCCCCCCUGAGAAGCAGCAAAUAAAGGACAUAUGGGUUUUCAUUGUCAAGACUCAAGCUUACUCUGAAUGCAAGACUGCAGUUUCAAUCGCA
This is a messenger RNA of Aureobasidium pullulans EXF-150, 1651 nucleotides long. RefSeq names its product MFS general substrate transporter. The transcript has 13 exons. Gene Ontology annotation, biological process: transmembrane transport. Lineage: Eukaryota; Fungi; Ascomycota; Dothideomycetes; Dothideales; Saccotheciaceae. Gene Ontology annotation, molecular function: transmembrane transporter activity. The record is from RefSeq and is a predicted model, not a curated record. Gene Ontology annotation, cellular component: membrane. Bases 1 to 1524 code for a protein of 507 amino acids.